Gambusia affinis (western mosquitofish) is the source of this 6155-nucleotide messenger RNA. It is a transcript of the gene abcc6a, whose product is annotated as ATP-binding cassette, sub-family C (CFTR/MRP), member 6a. The coding region runs from base 357 to 4889 and encodes 1510 amino acids. Gene Ontology annotation, biological process: transmembrane transport. Gene Ontology annotation, molecular function: ATP hydrolysis activity; ABC-type transporter activity; ATP binding. NCBI's taxonomy places the organism in Eukaryota, Metazoa, Chordata, Actinopteri, Cyprinodontiformes, Poeciliidae. The record is from RefSeq and is a predicted model, not a curated record. The transcript has 31 exons. Gene Ontology annotation, cellular component: membrane.
GUCAGAAAGACACCGGAUCUCUGGGCAGCAGCAGUUACAGUCAGGGUGGCAGGGAGAAAAGUGUUUCAUUCAGACAGAAGAUGUUUCAUUAAAGGAAAGCUGAAGCACACACUAAGAAACACCGAGGCUCGACACUCACAGUGCUUCCACUAGGAAAAGAGAGCAAUCAGAGAUCAGAAUUAAACACAUACACACACACACAUAUAUAUGUAUAUAUAUUGAUAUCCUGGUGGUGGUGCAAAGAGAGAAAGAGAGCGAGAGAGAGUGUGAGAGUGUGUGCAAAGUUUGCUGAGUGGAGAGAAGGCCUGAUCGACCCAAACGAGCAGAGCGCCGUGGUGGAAGGAACCAGCGAGUGGAUGGACGCCUUUUGCAGACUGAGUGGCCUGGACCCUCUGUGGGACUGGAACCGCACCUGGUACACAGCUAACCCCGACCUAACUCAGUGUUUCCAGAACACAGUGCUGGUGUGGGUCCCCUGCGUCUACCUGUGGUUGUUGGUUCCUUUCUACUGUGUUCAUCUCUACUGCCAUGACCGCGGAUGGAUCCAGAUGUCCUGCCUCUGCACUGCCAAGAUGGUGUUGGGUUUCCUGCUGGCCUCAUUCGGUUUUGUUGAGUUCUUCUACAUUCUGCUGGAGAGGAGCCAAGACAUCCAGCACCACAUGGUCUUCCUACUCAGCCCCAUCAUACGUAGCAUGACAGUGAUCCUGGCCUUAUGCAUCAUCCAGUUGGAAAGAAUAAGAGGCUGUCGCUCCUCCGUUUUCCUCUUCUUGUUCUGGGUCUUGUCUGUUGUUUGUUCUCUGGUGCCUCUAAGAGCAAAGAUCCAGCUGGCCAUAGAUGAGGGCAUUGCUUCUGAUAUUGUACGGUACCUCGCCUUCUUCUCCUACUUCUCGAUCCAACUGGCCCAGCUCUUCCUGUGCUGUUUUGCGGAUCAGCCUCCACAAGGAAAACCCGUCUUGGAAAAGAACCCUUGUCCCGUGGAAGAUGCCUCUUUCCUGUCAAAGAUUCUCUUCUGGUGGUUCACUGGGCUCGUCGUCAAAGGGUAUCGCACCCCUCUGGAAGCAGAAGAUCUGUGGACCCUGAGGAAGGAAGACACGUCGCACAAGAUCAUCGCCGAGCUUCAGCAGGACUGGACAGAUGAAUGCGCCAAGCUCCAAAAGCAGCAGAAAGCCUUGGCGUCAGGCGCAGCUCUGGGCAGCCGGCUGCCAGACCAGGCUCAGCUCCUCAGGAAGCUGCAGAAGGAACAGAGCUCUGGCUUUUUCCUGCUGAGGACGCUGGCACGCAAGUUCGGCCCAUACUUCUUGACAGGCACCUUGUGCAUCAUAUUUCAUGACGCCUUCAUGUUCGCCAUCCCUCAGGUCUUGAGUCUUCUUCUGGGCUUCAUGAGGGAUGAAGACGCUCCUCUGUGGAAGGGUUACUUCUACGCCACCUUGAUGUUCCUCCUCUCCUGCCUCCAGUCCCUUUUCAACCACCAGUACAUGUACACCUGCUUCACGGUCGGCAUGAGGGUGAAGACAGCUGUUAUGGGCUUGGUUUACAGGAAGUCUCUGGUGGUAAGCAGCUCUGCCAGGAGGACCUGCACCGUGGGUGAGAUAGUGAAUCUGGUCUCGGCAGACACUCAGAAGCUCAUGGACUUUGUGGUCUACUUUAACGCUGUCUGGCUGGCUCCUAUCGAGAUUGCUCUUUGUCUCUUCUUCCUCUGGCAGCAUCUAGGCCCGUCUGCUUUGGCAGGAAUCACCACUGUCAUUCUCAUUUUUCCGCUCAAUGGAUUCAUUGCAAAGAAAAGGAGCAAGCUCCAGGAGAUCCAAAUGAAGUUCAUGGAUGGCCGCAUCAGACUGAUGAACGAGAUCCUGAAUGGAAUAAAGAUCCUGAAGUUUUAUGCCUGGGAGAAGGCGUUCCUGGAGCAGGUUUUGGGCUACAGAGAGAAAGAGCUCAAGGCCCUGAAAAAAUCUCAGAUUCUUUAUUCCAUCUCCAUCGCCUCAUUCAACUCUUCCUCGUUCUUGAUUGCCUUUACAAUGUUUGGAGUCUAUGUGAUGCUGGACGAGAGAAACGUCCUGGAUGCUCAGAAGGUCUUUGUCUCUAUGGCGCUGAUCAACAUCUUGAAGACUCCACUAAGCCAGCUACCAUUUGCAAUUAGCACAACUAUGCAGGCUCUAGUUUCACUGAGGCGCCUGGGAAAGUACCUGUGCUCAGAGGAACUGAGGGUGGACAAUGUCUCAAAGGCUCCGCUGAGCCCUGAUGGUGAAGAUGUGAUGAUAGAGAGUGGCACUUUCAGCUGGACUCCAGAAGGUCCUCCAUGCCUCAAACGAAUAAAUUUUUGUGUGCCACGAGGCUCCCUAGUUGCUGUGGUUGGACAUGUGGGCAGUGGAAAGUCCUCUUUGUUGUCUGCUAUGCUCGGUGAAACAGAGAAAAGAAGUGGCCAAGUCACUGUCAAGGGCAGCGUAGCAUACGUACCUCAGCAGGCCUGGAUCCAGAACGCCACAGUCCAAGACAACAUCUUAUUUGGCCGUGAAAAGUUGAAAACAUGGUACCAGCGUGUGCUAGAGGCCUGUGCCCUACUACCUGACCUAGACAUCUUACCUGCUGGAGAUGCUACAGAAAUUGGAGAAAAGGGACUUAACCUGUCAGGGGGGCAAAAGCAGAGGGUGAGUCUGGCCAGAGCUGUCUACAGAAAGGCCGAUGUAUACCUGCUGGACGAUCCACUGUCUGCUGUUGAUGCUCAUGUGGGUCAACACAUCUUUGACAGAGUCAUUGGGCCAAAAGGAGUCCUUAGAGACAAGACCCGCAUACUUGUGACCCAUGGUAUGAGCUUCCUGCCGCAGGCUGACCUCAUCCUCGUUCUGGCGGACGGCGAAAUCACAGAAAGCGGCUCUUACCAGGAGCUGCUCAGCCGCCACGGCGCUUUUGCGGACUUCAUUCACACUUUUGCAAGCACAGAACGGAAGGAGAGCGUCAUACAGAGAACUGGCUCAAGAAGAUCCAACGCUCGACUCAGCAUGGUUGACUUCAUGCCUUUUUCUAGAGACUUGUCACAAGAGCAGCUAAUCGGGGGAGACACCACUAAUACCAACCUGCAAAAUAUGGAGCCUGUUUCUGAAACUGACCAGGAUCAGAUACCAGAGGACUUGGGGAAGCUGACUGAGGUGGACAAAGCUCGCACUGGACGAGUGAGGUUGGAGUUGUACAAGAAGUACUUCAAGACCAUCGGGUUGGCCAUCAUCAUUCUCAUCGUCUUCCUUUACGCCUUCCAGCAGGGCGCCUCUCUGGCCUACAACUACUGGCUUAGCAUGUGGGCCGAUGAUCCAGUUAUUAAUGGCACACAGAUUGAUACAGUUCUCAAACUGUCUGUGUUUGGGGCUCUUGGAUUUGUGCAAGGAAUUGCCAUCUUUGGUACCACGGUUGCCAUCUCCAUCUGUGGCAUCCUUGCUUCCAGGCAGCUGCACAUGGACCUGCUGGUCAACGUUCUCCGCUCUCCAAUGUCGUUUUUCGAGUGCACGCCUAGUGGCAACCUCCUGAACCGCUUUGCUAAAGAGAUCGAUGCCAUCGACUGCAUGGUCCCUGAAGGCUUGAAAAUGAUGCUGAGCUAUGUCUUUAAACUUCUGGAAGUCUGCAUCAUUGUGCUGAUGGCGACGCCCUUUGCAGCUGUGAUCAUCCUGCCUCUUGCUUUCCUUUACGCCUUCGUCCAGAGCUUCUACGUCGCCACAUCCUGUCAGCUGCGCCGGCUGGAGGCUGUGAGUCGCUCCCCCAUCUACACCCACUUCAACGAGACUGUGCAGGGUGCCAGCGUAAUCCGAGCCUUCGGGGAGCAGCCCAGGUUCAUUCUGCAGGCUAAUGAAAGGGUCGACUUCAAUCAAACCUCCUACUUUCCCCGCUUUGUCGCCACUCGGUGGCUGGCGGUCAAUCUGGAGUUUGUGGGUAACGUUGUGGUCCUUGCUGCUGCCAUUCUUUCUGUGAUGGGCAGAAGCACUCUGAGUCCAGGCAUUGUCGGUUUGGCUGUGUCACAUUCUCUCCAGGUGACGGGAAUCCUCAGCUGGAUCGUACGGUCCUGGACGGACGUGGAAAAUAACAUUGUUUCUGUGGAGAGAGUCAAUGAGUAUGCUGAUACUCCCAAAGAGGCCAGCUGGAGUACAGAGGGCAGCUCUUUGCCUGUGGCUUGGCCCCAGAGCGGCACCAUUGAGUUACAGGACUAUGGGCUGCAGUACAGGAAAGGCCUGGAGCUCGCUCUAAAAGACAUUACGCUGCAUAUUAACCCAAAAGAGAAGGUUGGAAUUGUGGGUAGAACAGGAGCUGGGAAGUCCUCACUUGCACUGGGAUUCUUUAGGAUCCUCGAGGCUGCAAAGGGAAAGAUCUUUAUUGACGGAGUGAAUAUUGCUGACAUUGGACUCCAUGACCUCAGAUCUCGCAUCACAAUUAUCCCUCAGGAUCCCAUGCUUUUCUCAGGCUCCCUCAGGAUGAACCUGGACCCCUUCGACACCUACACAGACGAAGAAAUUUGGAGCUCUCUGGAGCUUGCUCACCUCAAGACAUUUGUGUCUAAUCUGCCUGAUAAACUCAACUACGAAUGCUCAGAAGGAGGCGAAAACCUCAGCUUGGGUCAGCGCCAGCUAGUCUGCCUGGCCAGGGCCUUGCUGCGGAAAACCAAGAUCCUGGUUUUGGAUGAAGCGACGGCUGCUGUGGAUCUGGAAACGGACACUCUCAUUCAGUCGACAAUCCGCACACAGUUUGAGCACUGCACAGUGCUGACCAUCGCUCACCGACUUAACACUAUCAUGGACUACACAAGGGUGAUUGUCAUGGACAGAGGCCACAUUUCUGAGAUGGACUCUCCAGCCAACCUCAUCUCACAACGGGGACAGUUUUACCGAAUGUGCCUGGAGGCUGGACUGGUUUAGGUCUCCUCGUACCAUUGAACUGAUGGCCUUGAUGUACAGAUGUGGGACCUUUUUUUUGUGGGGCCUUUCAGCAAACAUGAAAUCCUGCCCCUCCAAGCUUUGUGGCAUCUCCAAACUAUUCCAGCAAGGGCAUUGUCGAUGAAUCUCUUGAGCAGCUGCUGACACAGUCCCUUUAAUAUUUGUUUUUCCCAUUUUAAAAACCCAAAGACACCUUGUUCUAAUUCAGGAAGAGACUUUUGAUAACCUCAGAGGACGGACAAUCAAACCAAAGCUCUGGAGGAUUGUUGAGUCCUAAAGCUACAACACAAUGUACAUAGGGAAGAGAAGAUUUAGAAGCCAAAGGCUUGAAGAGUACCACAAAUUUUUAUGAUUUUCAUUCUCUUUAAGGAUGGGAGAUGUAUUAUUUGUGUAUUUUUUGUGUUUUAAAGCACAAGACAUUUAUUGAUGUUGUCUCAGGCGUAGACAUUGAUGUUUACUCAUUCUUUUUAGCCUUCUAUACCAAAAAAGAGGCACUUUUGUACUUGCAAACUGACAGAAGUCUAUAUUUUUGUCUUCUUCUCUUAGAGAUUGGGAUGGGAAAUAUUCUGAUACAUUAACCUUUGCGAGGUUUAUGCUUGCAAAGUUGAGGGCUAUGGGGUUUUCAUAGGCUUCAAAAUUCAAAACUUGAGAUCGUUUUCAUUUUAUAUGUCAGGGAGACGGAGGAAAAAAGACAGUGAAGUAAGCCAAGACAUUAGCUGUGGUCCAACUAUGUUGUGGCUGGUAGUUUAUUUCUGUCAAUGUAAACACAUAAAAAAGGCAACAGACCUUGUUGGUCAGACUUAACCUGAAACCGGUAGUGAAAACCGCCAUGAAUGAAGAGAAUGCCUCUUUAAAACAAUGGUGACACAUCUCUAUGGGAUCGUCACUGCCUACGCCACACAAACUCUGGCCAUACCAGACACAGAGAGCGACAAAAAAAACAGUAUUUUUCUCAAGGUGCUGACAUGAUGGACUGUAAAUAGUCCACACAAGUGUUGAUUCAAGGAAAGAACCCUAUGAACUUUGAAAAGCGAAGAAGCAUUUACUGUUUUUGUCUUACUGGUUUAGACAAUGUGUUUUAAGAGAAGCCCAACUGUUUAUUUAUGUUGUUCGUCAAAAUGUUUUAGUUGUCCUUAAGAUUCUGAGGAAUAUAUUAUAUUUAUACUUUUUAUAAGAAGCCUGUUUAUUUUCACUGACCUUUAAUGUACUGUCGUGUUCUAUAUAAUGCUGGAUAAUAAAGUUUAUUUG